CUGUUUCCGCGGUUUUCACGGAGAUUUACUGGACUCGUACGAUCAUCCUACUAAGUAUCGAUACUGGUAACAUCCCGCGCUGUUUAAUCGCGUGAUCGACUCUCGAUAGAAUGCAGUUGCCGUGUGCUGGAUGGCAAGUGUUUCAACACUGUAGCACUUCCAGCGUCUCUCUGAGUGAGAGGUUGACCUUCGCGCCGUUGAUUUCGAUUAGAUCGGUCGACGGUUAGUUCGACGACGAUGAUCACUACAAGGCGGGACGCCUCGUAGAAUCUUAACUUGGGCGAAAAGAGCGAUUUUGGAAGAAAUAUUCGAGAGACAUCAGGAAGUUCACGCUCCAAAAAUGGCCUUCGCAUUCGCGUGCGACCUGACGUGAUGAUUGUUACGCGAGAUCGUAUUAUAGAGCUUUGCUCCAUAUCCAGGUCAUUCCGAAUCAAAUCAUCACUUAUAGUUCAAUGAGAAAUUUCUGAAGUAAACAGGACAAUCUCUAGUGAGGAGAAAAGAGGAAAAAAACGCGAGUGACUUCUCGAUUAUGACAUCGCACGGAAAGUAUAACUCGGGGGAUGCCGAAACUUUCUAGACGAUGAAUCGCGAACGAGCUUUGAGCCCCACGCAAAUUCGCGGGUAGCGGUUUGCCAGAAAAAAAAGGACUUUCCAUACGGUGGAUGUGUUUUAAAUGGGGAACAAAAUAGAUGAUUUUGGAGGUAUGAGACUCUCGACUAUGCAAGAAAACAGUAGAAACGAGGUAAGAAAGUCUGGAAACCAAGUUUCUAACAAUGCAACCAUGAUGGAUAAUGCUAAGUAUGGAGAAGAUAACGAAAUGACAGACAACUUAGAGAAGGAGGAAGGUUCUGUGGUAUCCAAUCUUCCUCUUUUGUUUGCUAAUGGUUAUCCCACAUCCCUAGAGAAAAUUACCAUGGUGCAACUAGAACGUUUUAUAUUAUUUAUGGUUCAUUGCUCACUGGGCCAUGACACAACUAAGAUUAUUAAUAAGCCUGAGUGGUGGCCUCAAGAUAUUAAAUUUUCAAGUCCAUUAACGAGACCCAAAAAGAUCAACGAUAACUGGAUGGCAAAUCUAAAGAAAUUAGUUUUUCGAUGUUACACGUAUCACAGAAGUGAAUAUUUGUUACGUUUUUGUUCCUAUUUAGCUCAGUAUCCACAUGAUGAAUUAGAAUAUGUUAAUAAUUGGGAUUCGACAACUAGUCUGUAUCACAAAAGUACAGGAAAACUACUAGUGACAUUUCGUAAUGAAAACAUGCAUUAUGACAGAAGAAAUGACAGCCCCCGAAGAACAUUGUUAUCCCAUAAUGCGUCUUCGUCAAGCAAUAGAAAAGCAAAGCAACAAACUCCCAUGAUGGUUCAACCACCAUGUGAUGAUAUUUAUCUUUGUGACAAUUGCGAUGCUGAAUUUGUAGGCCUUGCGAAUAUGAAGGAACAUGAAAAAAUGUGCUGCGAACAAGAUCAUGGUGGAUGUAGUGGCUCGCGCUCGUCCACACCAGAUUUGUCCAUGGUCGAGCCUGAGCUACAACAAGAUCAAUUUCUGGAAUACUUUCAAUUACGAUCAAGUAAGACUGAAUCCAAAUCGGUUGAUGUAAAAAACAUGAGUGCUCCCGAUGGUAUCGCCAGACGCACCUCUGGACGUGUUAGGAGUUCUCUUAAUUUUACAAGAUUCGCCACCAUCCCGUUCUCAUCACCUGCUGGCAUAAUGCUAACCAAAAGGUCAAAGGCUAUGACUGAAGAAACGCAGCAGGAACGAUUAGAUAGAAUAGAAAGGCAUGUCAUCGCGCCGAUAUUGAACGAUUCGUGUAGACCAAAAUGGCUGGACACGGAAAUAGAUAACGAUAGAUGGAUAGUGACUUAUAAACAGAAUCGGGAUAAACGCACUGACCAUUAUGUGCAUCAAUAUAAAUUUGUGAAUUCCUCUAAAAGCAAACCAAUGCUGAGUAUACAGUCGCAAUUACUCUACGCCACAUGCAGACCUAUUUAUGUUGUUCUCACUCGACUCAACGAGAGCCAAAUUGAUGAAUUAAAAAAGGAUCCCUCAAAAUAUCAAUAUCCUCAGAGGAGUAUUAAUGUCCGAAAACUUUUAUUAAUGAAAAAAGCAGGACCGGCGUGUAAAACGAAGUUGAGAAAGACGGCCCAUACACAAAACGUAUUUGUAUCUUCGAAACGGAAGGCGCCACUGGAGGAUGAUGUAGAUACGAUUGUCGUUGAAGAAGAAGCCAACAUUAGUGCAUCAGCUAAAGAAACUUUAAUCGCGCUUGCCGCUGUGAAAUCAUUUACGGAUAAUGCCGAGGCUACCAAACCAGCCAAAGAGAAAAAGUGCCCAUCACAUACGAUAAUGUUGAUUGAUCUCUGUUCGUCUGACGAAGAAGAGAACGAUUUGAAUACUCGGACAUCGUGCGAUGAGAACAGAGAUCCCAUGAACACCGCGGAGUCUUCAAUCACAAAGUCCUUGUUACGAAAACUAUCACCGAAACAAACUUUACGCAAAACUUUGCAUUUACCUCGCACACUCAUCGAUAGACUGGUUAUUGAAUAGCAUACUGAAUGAAGAUG
Molecule: messenger RNA, 2556 nt
Organism: Mycetomoellerius zeteki
Lineage: Eukaryota; Metazoa; Arthropoda; Insecta; Hymenoptera; Formicidae
Gene: ova
Product: ovaries absent
Exons: 7
Coding region: 674-2539 (621 amino acids)
Source: RefSeq, a predicted model, not a curated record